GUAUACUACGUCCUUCAGACAUAGCAAUGAAAUACAAAAUGCAACAAAUCAUCUAAGCAAACACUGAACUGUUGAUAAAUAAAGCCACUGGCCGUUCGAUGCUAGCCUCUCCUAUCACCACAAGAUGUUGCUCACACACCUCCCUGGGCCCUGGGCACACGUCUAGAUCGGCAGACAUGCUUUGACGUCUCCCGUCAUGAGAUAAUACCGCUCGGCACUGCUUCGUACCGGUGACAUCAAGUGAGAAACAUCGCGUCCAUCCAUCGAGGUGUCCGAAGCAAAGACACAUUCGCUGGUACACAUACGAGCGCACACAUAGUAUACGUCACCCGGGGUGUCCAUGUCGUUAAGGCUUAUCUGGGUCCAUCCUUCUGCUGCUGCUGCUUGCUAGAGGUCGUUAUCCGGCUGUAGGAACGGUUCUCGGCGAUAGGAACAUCGACCUACACCGACUGAUAGGACACAAAAAGGGAACCAGGCAUCGUCGUCUUUCAGGAGAUAGACCGUGUCCGUGGCUGUGGUGGUCAUCAUCGAGAAGGAAUGUUUGACUUCGCUGAAGCGAACGUCGAUCAUGAAUCGUGAUUGAACGGAUUCUGGAGGAACCCCCUUACUGCUGUUCGCGUUUCCAGCACAGGGGAUGGACGUCAUCGCCAAGCAUCCUUCAGCCUCUCUCGUCGUAGCCAUCGAGCUGAAGCUGAUAAGAUGAGUUAGCGAUCGUUGCUAGCUUGCUGGUUGGCUGGCCCUUAGUGCUCGAAACUCGAACCGAUCGCCGUUAGUCUCGUAGUGCAUUCGACAGUAUUCAGAGCGCGAUCGUGAUUACCACAAACAGAAGGAAGCGAUGCAGCCGCGACCUGUUAAAUGUCAUACAGAAGUGUUGGUUCUACUACUUCUAGUGCCCGUGGUGACGUUCGCGGCCAGUACCUACCCACCGAAACAGUACAAGUGUUCCAUCGUCAAUGAUGCCGGUUUUUGUUUCGUCGAAAAUGUGCUUCUGGACGUUUCCACCAACGGUGGUGCGACCGAGCUAAACGUCCAGUUCCCGAAGCAUCCGACGCUGCUGAUCAAGUCCGGAUCGAUACCGUACUUCACGAAGGAAGUCUUUGCACUGUUCGCUGACACUCGCCAACUGCAUCUGUACAACAAUACCUGCAUUCGGCGUAUGCUCAUCGCCGGGACCGCCAAUCUGACGGAGAUCAAUGUGCAGCGCAACGGACUGACGGAGGUGGAGGUCGAACCGGUGGAAAAUCGUGAACUGAAGGUGCUAUCGAUCGUUCACAACGGUCUUGUGAAUGUACCACGAAACAUUCGCUAUCUGGUUGGAUUGGAGAAGCUCUACCUGUAUAACAACUCUAUCGAGUACUUCGAUCUCGAGCUACUCGCCAAUACGACAACCACUCUGAAGAUCCUAUCGAUCUACGACAACCGAAUCAAGGCGAUCGAUUCUCGGCUAGGGCUUCAGUUUUCCAAGCUGCAGACCCUUUCGCUGAGCAAGAACAAGCUUACGUUUGUUCCUUACUUCAGUGAAGCUUUUCCCGCCCUGACGGUGGUGUCGCUGCGCAAAAACCCUUGGAAUUGUCACUGGUUGCGUACGGUUGCGGGGUACAUCAAGGCACACCAGAUUCAGAUCGUGCGCAAGGAUGCUACGUGCCGCGAUCAGUGGGUGAACGAGAUCUGCUGCACGCACACGGUGAUGGAUUUCCUGUUCGAUCGGCAAACGUUGCAGCUCGAGCAGGAGCGUGAUAUGGUGCGCAAUCUGACCAGCGCCAACCAGCAAUUGCGUGAGACGGUGCAUCGGCUCGAAUCCGAGGUACAGCAUCUCAGUGGCAGAUUGUCAGUGGAAGGCGACGGGACGGAUAGCAAGACCGAUGGGAAGGCAGAUGAUGCGAUCAAUCUUCAUUGAGUGACUGCGAUUUGUGGUGCACGUCUAGCGGACCGAGAUUGUUAGAGAGCGUUUUAUUUAAUUGUAUUUAGUAUUGUUCAGGCUCAAUAAAGGUGUUCGCGUAAGGUGCGAUUGUGAAAUGGUUUUAAAAUUGUCUGUGCUAUCGACUGUGCUCAUUAUAUGGUUUCAUUCUUAACAUUUUACAGUAAUUAUUUUAUCAGCAACAACUAUCAGUCGAUGGUUACGCAAAGCUGCAUAAGCUGCAAACGG
Anopheles darlingi is the source of this 2146-nucleotide messenger RNA. RefSeq lists its product as uncharacterized. The transcript has a single exon. Bases 836 to 1897 code for a protein of 353 amino acids. Gene Ontology annotation, molecular function: protein binding. The record is from RefSeq and is a predicted model, not a curated record. Lineage: Eukaryota; Metazoa; Arthropoda; Insecta; Diptera; Culicidae.